Syngnathus acus (greater pipefish) is the source of this 2203-nucleotide messenger RNA. RefSeq names its product BTB/POZ domain-containing protein 1-like. The transcript has 8 exons. The coding region runs from base 130 to 1524 and encodes 464 amino acids. The record is from RefSeq and is a predicted model, not a curated record. Gene Ontology annotation, cellular component: P-body; cytosol. Lineage: Eukaryota; Metazoa; Chordata; Actinopteri; Syngnathiformes; Syngnathidae. Gene Ontology annotation, molecular function: protein binding. Gene Ontology annotation, biological process: neurogenesis.
CGUCAUUCCCGGAGCGACGUAAUAGAGGCUAGCUAGCUCAGAAGACAGCAGGUGGCUGGAUAUCAAAGUCGAAUGGCGACCACGUAAACGAAUCAAAUAAACACGGUUCUGACUCGGUAACAACAGUCUAUGGCGACCGGUGGUGGCGGUGGCUCGGCGUCAAACCAUGACGUCCAAGAGUCCAGCUCGGCUCAGAGCGGCGCUCCGGUAACGCUCUCCAACGCGCCGACCGCCGCUCUCGGCCCGCCCGCGUCCCCGCCGGUGCUUGCCGUUAGCCGGGAGCCCGGCGUGUACAACUGGCAGGCGACAAAGAGCUCCCUGAAGGAGCGCUUUGCCUACCUCUUCAACAAUGAACUGCUUAGCGACGUCAGGUUUGUCGUGGGGAAGGGCAGACAGGCGCAGAGGAUCCCGGCCCAUAAGUUCGUCUUGGCCGUAGGCAGUGGCGUAUUCGAUGCCAUGUUCAACGGGGGGAUGGCGACCACCUCGGCCGAGAUAGAGCUGCCCGACACCGAACCGGCAGUUUUUCUCUUGUUGCUCAGGUUCCUGUAUUCAGAUGACGCUCAUAUCACUCCAGAGACGGUGAUGUCCACUCUGAAUGCAGCCAAGAAAUACGCUGUCCCUGCUCUGGCUACUCACUGUGUGGAGUUUGUGAGCAAACAUCUGAAAGCAGACAACGCAUUCAUGUUUCUCACACAGGCGAGGUUAUUUGAUGUCCCUCAGAUUGCCAGCCUCUGUUUGGACACCAUAGACAGAAGCACUGCAGAGGCGGUAAAUACAGAGGGCUUCACUAAUAUUGACCUUGAAACUCUAUGCACAGUCCUUGAAAGAGACACGUUAAACAUCAGGGAAAACCGUCUCUUUGAGGCUGUGGCACACUGGGCUGAAGCUGAGUGCAGCAGACAACGGCUUCCGGCAACCUCUGAGAACAAACAGAAGGUAUUGGGAACAGCCCUACAGCUCAUCCGCUUCCCGCUCAUGAGUGCGGAGACGUUUCCUACGGCAAACCCAACACCACGGCCCAGCAACAAUGACCGAUCGCGUUGCCACGUUCGCGGUGAAGAAUGCACCAUUAAUAGAUUUCAGCAUGUCGAGAGUCGAUGGGGCUACAGCGGUACCAGUGACAGAAUCAGAUUCAACGUCAGUAGACGAAUAUCCAUCGUGGGUUUUGGUCUUUAUGGUUCCAUCCAUGGACACACAGACUAUCAGGUCAACAUACAGAUAAUGGAGAGUGACAAACACCUGACCGUGGGCCAGACCGACACAGGAUUCAGUUGUGACGGCACAUCAAACACCUUCCGUGUAAUGUUCACAGAGCCUGUGGAAAUUCUUCCUAACGUCAGCUAUACUGCAUGUGCAACCUUAAAGGGACCCGACUCCCACUGUGGCACGAAGGGGUUGAAGAAAGUCACCCAGGAGUCAGCGACAGGGACUAAGACAACAUUUGUCUUUUUCAAAUCCCCCGGAAACAAUAACGGUACCUCGGUAGAAGACGGACAGAUACCAGAGAUCAUCUACUAUACAUAGAUUGACGUGAGAAGACUUCACGUGGCUUGAGUUUUGUGCUUCACAAUCUCUGGGAAUGAACACAGAGUGGCAGUUUGUUUCAUGGCAAAAUUCACCGACACAAGGAUUGUUCCAAGCAGCUGUUAAAAAGAAAAAUCAAAGCCAGUUUUUGUUUCAUUGUUAUUAGAUGUAAAUAUGUAAGUAAUCAGACAAAGCAUAUGUCCUCCAUCGGAAUUGGUUGGAUGCAAACGAGUGACUGUUCUCCCCCAAGUUAUUUGUUCUCCUGAGUCUUGUUUGACUCUAACUUCAGUCAACCAUCAGUUGUCACCAGAGCAUUUAUUCUGAUAUUCAGCUUAGGUUCCAAAUACUAGUUAUUGUAGACCUAAAGCUGGCUGUGAAGGAUUUUCAGUAAAUGCUCAAACAACAACAAAAAUCUUUCCUGAUGGAUGCAGCGAAUGCAAAUGUACUCAAGUUUGUUGUCAGUACAUGCUACAUAGUGAUUCCGCCAACUCGGUGUGCGUUAUGUGAUUUUGUUGUUACCUGUUGUAAUUCAUACGCGUUUGCUUGGCACUUCUUUGAAAUUAAAAGAACAGCUUCUUUUUAUAUUACAGACUUGGAAAAGAGAAUUGUAAAGUGUAACUCACAAUGAGAUUGCUCUCGGCUACAUUAUCAACAGAUAAUGAUGCUGUAUAUUUAAAAA